AUGCGGAAAGCUGGCAAUUCGUAUGAGGCUCAGGGCGCAGCGAACAGUGACAGUGCAGCGGAGAGAAUAACAGCCCGUCGCCUCCGUAUUGGCACCCGCAACGAAGCCAAGAAACGUCAGGAACUUGGACAGGAAUGUCCGAAAGUGGUCGAGGAAGAGGUCCGAAAAAGCCAGGUACAGGUGGAACAGAGCGAGAGGCGUAUGACCAAGUUACAGACUAAUGGUACAGAACUGGUCACUAACAUCCUGGUGGCGACGGACGCCAGAGAAUCGCAAAGGAGAAAAGAACUGGAGGAGGCACGGAGGCUGCGGCUUGAAAAGCUGGAAAAUGAGGGCAAGUCGAGUUAUGAGAAAUUUCAGGAAAUCAAUGAGAAAUGGACCAUCGCUAAAACAAAAGAGCUGCCUCAGGACCUGAGAGAUGCGCAGAGCAGCCAGCAACAGCUGUGUGCUCAGCUUAUCGCCGACAAAAACCAACUUAUCAAUGAGCUUCAACAGGAACUGAAGGCAUUUGACGAGCGUUAUGUAAAGGACCUAAAGAAGCAGGCUGAAGAUGUAGACCUUAUGAUUGCAAGAAUGGAGGAUCAGGUUCGGACUCUGAUCAAGUCUUACAGACAGGAGCUGGAUCAGAUCGAGAAUUCCUUCGAGGACGAGCAGGAAGCUCUGCUGAUGGAGAAAAAGGAGAACUGGGAACAACAAACGAAGCAACGCCGGGACAAAGAGAUGGAGCUAUUGUUGCAGAGGAUUAAGCAGGUGGAGGAAUAUGGGGACUUGCUGCAGAAGCUCAGAGCAGAAGACGCCGAGGAGUUUAACAUUAUCAAGAUCAAACUGGAGACGGAGGUGGAGGAUAGAGAACAGAGGCUGCAGCAGGAGAAAGCCAUCCACCAGCUCAAUCAGGAGAAACUGGACUAUAACUACCAGAUGCUGAAGAACAGCGAUGAGGAGAAGACCAUCAUUAUGUCUGUGCAAAAACGCAAGAUCACCAGAAUGCAGGAUGCUCUUAACAACCUGAAGGGCAAGUGUGCCAAUCAGGUGAAACAGUCUCGGGAGGAAAACCAAUCGCUGACGGAGGACUACAAACGCAACAUGCAGCAAUACAAACGCGUAGAGAAGAAAAUGAAGCAUUUUGCGGCCGUCAACGCAAAGAGGUUUGAGGAUGUGUGGCUGAUGAAUGAGGAAGAAGUCAAGGCUCUGGUCCGGAAGGUUCUGGAGGUGGACCGGCUCAUUCACGAACAGCAGCUGGGCCUGACGUGGGUCCCCCCGCCUAUGCCCUUCAUGGAACAGUCCGGACCGACGGUAACGCAGCACCCGGCCCAGACGUCGGCGCGACAGGCCGCGGCCAAAGCCCUGCAAGCUGACGAGCAGGAGGACAAGGCGGAGCAAGACGUUGUGGAAUCUUCCGGAGGCCUGGAGAGAAAAGGUGCCGGAGUGGAUGGCAAAACGGUGAAGCAGGUGCUGGAACUGCUGUGUGAUGAGACGGGGUUUCUGAUUGAGGAUAAGCUGCUGAAGCUGCUGUCCCCAGUGGAGAAAGACGAACAGUCUCUUAUGAAGCUGGACUCUGUCUUCUCGGCUAUUGGGAUUGAGAAUGAAGAGGACGUCUAUAAAAUGACAGACUUCUUUAUGAAAUACAAACAGAAGCUGAAGGAGCAGGAGGAGGUAACACUGACUCUUUCAGGAGGUGGGUCCUCUGACCUCAUCCACCCCAACGAUGUGCUGGUGGCUUUACGAGCCUUCACUGCUCAACACUGCAGAUCCAGGAAGGGCCAGUCCCAGCAGCAGCACAGUGGGUUGAGUUUGGAGGGAAGGGAUGAAGCAGAAGAUGCUAAAUACUGGGAAAGUCUGGCCAACAUCAUCCCAGAGUCUAAACUCAAGCUCUGGGCUGCGCUAGAGGCAGCACUCAACAUGUACCAUUCUGAGUUGAUGGCAAGGUCCAAACUGUUGGAGGAAACCAAGAACCUGAAACAACAGAAUACGGAAAUCAAAAUGCUACUUUACCAACAUUACAUCCCCAAGGUGCACGCUGAGGUGGAAGUCCCACAGAUGGUCCACUUUGCCCAUAAAUGA
Molecule: messenger RNA, 2061 nt
Organism: Chanos chanos (milkfish)
Lineage: Eukaryota; Metazoa; Chordata; Actinopteri; Gonorynchiformes; Chanidae
Gene: drc1
Product: dynein regulatory complex subunit 1 homolog (Chlamydomonas)
Exons: 16
Coding region: 1-2061 (686 amino acids)
Biological process (GO): regulation of cilium movement; cilium-dependent cell motility; axonemal dynein complex assembly
Cellular component (GO): axonemal dynein complex; axoneme
Source: RefSeq, a predicted model, not a curated record